AAAAAAAAAAAAAUAAUAAUAAUAAUUUUCAAUAUGAAGCUUACGGGACUUAUUGCUGUUGCCACUUUCAUUGCUGGUGCUGUCGCACAAACUAACUUCGAUCUGUCUACACUUAAUGGCACAUGGCACGCUGUUGGAUUACAAAUCGGAUUGUAUAAGAAGAUGUUUGCGGUUACAAAGAUUUAUGGCGUCGACGUUAACUGUCCAAGAAUUUUGAUUGCUGGUCACUCCACUAACGCAUCCUACAUCGAGCCUGCUGUACAGAUCGGAAUACAUAAUAAUACCAGCUCGUCAGUCGAGAAAUACGAUGUGAGUGCCAGCGGUGUUGCUACGCUUGCUAAUGUCAGUGAUCCCACGACUGCCAGCUUCAGCGCUCAACUCUCCAUCCCCUCUGCUGCCAAGGGUAAGAUUGCCAAUCAUGUUCAUAUGCUUGAUGCUGCUUUCUCCGGUGGUAGUGCGGAAAAUCCUCUCCCUCAUGGUCCUGAUUAUCAAGCUACUGUGAACAUCAGGCUUGUUUCUUCAAAAAAUGACGGUAAUAAUGAUGCUAUGCUGCUUUCACUGUCAGAUAUUAGUAAAACUCAACAACAACAACAACAACAACAACAAUUGGUGCGUCGUGACAGAAGAUAUCAAGCCCUGCUUGUCAAAGAUAGGAACACUUUAGACGAACAAAGCCUUAAUACCAUUACCACCAAUCACCCUGAAGCUUCAGGUCUAGUAUUAGUCAACAUGUGUUCUCAAUAAUUGAAAAUUGACAUCUAGAACUAGAAUUAAGUAUGUUGUCCAACUACUGCAAGUCUUUUGCGCAUUCAAUAUCCAAAUGUAAAUUGUAUCUCUGUAGUUUUUUUUUUUUUUUUUUUCUUCCUUUU
Mycotypha africana is the source of this 869-nucleotide messenger RNA. RefSeq lists its product as uncharacterized. Bases 34 to 744 code for a protein of 236 amino acids. The transcript has 2 exons. NCBI's taxonomy places the organism in Eukaryota, Fungi, Mucoromycota, Mucoromycetes, Mucorales, Mycotyphaceae. The record is from RefSeq and is a predicted model, not a curated record.